UAUUUAAAAAAUUAUGUUAACUUAUCUAAAAUAUGUUUCUUUUUCUUUAUUGCAUUACAAAGCUGUAAGUAAUUCUCCAAUAUCUCAUCGUAUUCGGUGUUUUUCAAAUUAUCAUAUAGUUUCUUUAAUUCUUCUUUUUUACGAAUUUCAUCUUUAACUGCCUUUAAUUUCUCUUCAACCAAUUGAUUUAACAUUUUGAAAGCGUCAAUAGUCGUCGGAGUCUCCUUAAACAUUUUAAUUGUGCACGAAAGCUUUGUUAAUUUUGCUUGCAACUCGGCAAUUUGCGUUUGCAGCAGCAAAUGCCCUGCCUUUUCUAAAUUUGCUUGGCUCAUAUCCUCGUACUUCAGCUUGUUCCAUCUGUCGCUCAAUUUCGUAUAUUUCAGACAAUCGCUUUUGCACUGCAAAAUUAAUUCUUCAACUUUAUUCUUCCAUUCUACUGCUGAUACAUCAUGACAUUCCAGGAAUUGGCUGUUUGCAAUACACUCGUCGCUCUUCAAUGCCUCUUUGACAUUUCCUCCUAAUUCUUUGUAUCUGUAACGUAGAAAUAAACAGAGAGUCUUAUUAUUAAAUUAUUUACAUGUAUUAUUAGAUUUUAUAAUAUUGAUGUAUGUAAGUUGAUAUAAGAUUAUUGUUUAAUUAUAACACAUUUACUUUAAUAUCAUAUCGUGUAUUUUUUCUCGAAGCAUUGUCUCGACACAGCAUUUGAUUUCCAAUUUUUCAUCAGGAUUCAAGUCAGCCGAUGGUAAAUCAAUAAUUCCCAAAAGCUUCAGCUUAUCUUGUAUAUGAUUCGUAGAUGAAGGAAGAUGCAUGUAUUUGUCAAGUUCAUGAUUUGUGAGCAAUAUUUGCAAUUUUUUUGCUAUAUUUUCAGAUAGAAUAUUGUUGUGGUUCAACGAUGCUUCCUUCACGCACUGAUAAACAAUAUUGACUUUUCUGUGCUCAUUUACAUUUUUCUCGCACAAUGUAAAAGACUUCAUCGCUUUCUCAAUUGCAUCUGUUUCUUGGAGCUUAUCGUUAUUACUUUUUAUAAUGCUAGAAUAAUUGUCCAACAAGCAUUGCGACGAAUCCAUUCUGCCAAUAAAUCUACUACUAUUAUGAGAGAUCGUUGAAAUAUUGGAAAUAUCUGUAAGAACAAAAACUAUGUCUGUGAGGAUCUACAAGAUAAUAUUUAUGAUAUUGUUAAAAAGUAUUAUUUAUACCUAACAUUUAUUGUUGCAAUUAAAAAGCCAUAUAUAAACACUUUUUUAAAUAUCAAUUUUAUUAACGAAAUAUUUUAUCUAAUAAUUUUGCAAAUUAAAAUACGUUACUCACCCAAUAUUUGACGAUCACUAAAAUUACUCAUGGUUUAUUUUCACUAUUUAAAUCGAGAGAUAAUUAAUCUUUUGUCUAUGUUUUUUUAGGAUAUAUAUAUAUUAUUUUUUAUUAAUUAAUUUAACGCAAUUUUAUUACACCGUUAUGAAUAUUCAAAAUCAGACUUCUGCGCAAUCUCCAUCGAUGACGCGUUGAGAAUCAGCUGUUCCGAGUGUGGUAUGUGUCAUCUGUCAUUGUGUGUGUGUCAUAUAUGUGUGUGUGCUGCGAAAUAUUUGGAUGAGAUAGUAUGGCGAUGACACUUGAAGGAAGGAGGCAAAGAAUGGGAAAUGUUUUGUAUAACAUGUCAUAAUUCAAUUAUGUGGCAUGAAUUCGUCCGCUGUCCUGGUAUCCUUGUGCGUUAUUCGCAUCGAGAUUUGUGAUCCGGAAUCGGAAGAGGCCACUAGUGAAGGUACCAUGGCUGCGAGGAAAAUGAAAGGUUGCAGAGAAACGAGAGAUAUCUCUGUGGAGACUUACACAAAUGUGACAGAGAACCCAUCCCGCUUGUUGUCAAGUCAAAGCACAAGCAAGUCGCAUUCAUCCUCAAGGUCCAAUUCUGAAGAGACAUCAUUUGGAAAUUCUAAUCAUAAUGCGGGUUCAGGAGAACUCAGCGGUGCUACUUCUAACACCUCCCCGGAUCAAAUAAGUUUUAUCUCUGGAAAUCCUUUUGUCGAAGUUACAAAAGGCAUACUUCAUCUUUAUAAAGAAGAUGAAUUGACUGAGAUGCGCUGUGCAGCGGAUCGCAGUCAUACCAUCUGUAUUCUGUCGGUUCCAGCAACAAUGACUUGCCACGAUCUUUUAACAUUCACAGCAGCUUGCCAUCAGAACAUACAACACUUUAGAAUUCUCAGAGAUGGCAGUCCUAAUCUGUACAUGGCUCUGAUUACCUUCAGAUCAUCAAGCGCAGCGAGCGAGUUCUACGAAACUUUCAAUGGGGCGCCAUAUAAUUCUCUGGAGCCAGAUGUGGUUUGUCACAUGGUGUUCGUAUCUAGAGUCGAAGUAGGAGAUAACGGAAUGCCUCUGAGUGGACACACGGAAUUACCAUCGUGUCCAGUUUGUCUGGAAAGGAUGGACGAGAGCGUGGACGGAAUUCUGACAAUACUGUGCAACCAUACCUUCCACUCCAGCUGCCUCGUAAAGUGGGGCGAUACGUCCUGUCCGAUUUGUCGAUACGCACAAACACCCGAGCCAUUAGCCGAUAGUCGUUGCAUGGAAUGUGUUGCAGACACCAGCAAUGAUGCACUGUGGAUUUGUUUGAUUUGUGGCCAUGUGGGCUGCUCGCGUUAUCACCAGGGUCACGCGUUCGAACAUUACCAGGAGACACACCACUGCUACGCGAUGCAGCUGGGUAACAAUCGUGUCUGGGAUUACGUGGGUGAUAAUUUUGUCCACCGACUGCUGCAGGACAAGGACGGUAAGAUGGUGGAGGGUGGUCAACCCGCAACCAAGAGCGAGGGCGCCGCCGUGGAAGAGAAGGUCGACUCUGUGCAGCUGGAAUUUACAUAUUUACUAACGUCGCAGUUGGAAACACAACGGGAGUACUUUGAAGAGAGACUGAGUCGCUUGGAGCAACGUUCCAUGGCGGAUAUCAGCGAGCUGAGGGAUAAGUUGGGAGAAGUGCUCGAGGAAAACUCGCAGUUCAAGAAACAAUUUGCGACGUUUAAUCGCGACAAGCAGACCCUGGAGAAGCGCUUACUGCAUUCCACUAACAAGCUGGCGCAAGUGCAGACGGAAUUGACCGAAGAGAAGGAUCUGAGAAAGGCUCUGCAACUGAAUCAGACUUCGUGGCAAACGAAAUAUAAGAAGCUGCAGGAUGAAUUGUCCGAACUGAAGAAGACGAAAGAAGCCGAGACCACCGAUUUGAAAGAACAAAUCCGAGAUCUCAUGUUUUUCCUCGACGCUCAAAAGCAGAUCGAGGAGUCCGCCGAUCGAGAAGAAAUUGCCGCCGGUCGCAUUGUCAUUCCUCCGAGUUCCAAGAGUGACAAAUCGUCAGGAUCUCGAGGACACAAAGGUCACAAGAGGUAUUAACGUCGGCGAGGAUAGUUGAAGGUUUUUUUUAUAUUUCUUGAUCCAUUUAAACUUUAAUCUAUUGCAUAUUUCGAUGAAUUCUUUAUUGAUCUUCGAGAGAAAAUGCGAGGAAAAAUAUUUUUGUGAAUGUCAAUUAUUACAAAAUUUUUUAAUAUCACAAAAUUUUAUAAAAGUAAUCAUAAAUUACCGAACUAGGAAAAAUUAUAAACUGUCUGCGCUAUAUAUCACUAAGCAAAAUCAAUUCUUAUCACGUCUCAUGUAUUCUCGUCGUGUUUAAAUCCCGGAUUAUCAUAUUGAAAUUGAUUGGAAUUCGAUAGUCUUGGUCGCAGUUGAAAAGUCUCAUUGUUCGAAGAUCUUCUUAAAUUAUCAGCAUCAUCAUAAAUAUCAUAUGGUCUACGAGUUUGCGUCUUUCUCUUCGCUUCUAGAAUGGAUGAUCGUCUUCGUUCUAAGGCGCUAAAUGCACUUUGUGAUAUUCGUGUGGACAUGUGUCGCGAUAAACCUGCGAAAUAAACAAAGUUCUCAGCAAAAAACAACAUAAAAGUAAUAAAUGUGACGAAAAUUGACGACAUUGCAUUAGCAUAGCAAUGUAUGUGUAUAUAUAUAUAUAUAUAUA
Messenger RNA from Nylanderia fulva, 3985 nucleotides. Its product is annotated as BRCA1-associated protein. Gene Ontology annotation, biological process: protein ubiquitination; Ras protein signal transduction. Lineage: Eukaryota; Metazoa; Arthropoda; Insecta; Hymenoptera; Formicidae. Gene Ontology annotation, cellular component: cytoplasm. The record is from RefSeq and is a predicted model, not a curated record. Gene Ontology annotation, molecular function: nucleic acid binding; zinc ion binding; ubiquitin protein ligase activity.